UACAACACACCUCCCUCUAGCUGUGUGUUUACGUGAUUAAUCUUGGUUAUGUAGCUAGGUUACUGUGGUACAACCGGUUUUGACGGCAAUUUGAGAUUGGUCAAUCUUAGCAGUGUAUUAAAAAGAACAUCAAACCACGUAUACCAUAGCGAUUUCGACAGCAGACUUUUUAACAAAAAAAAAAAAAAAAAAUACGAGAGAGCUGCUUUGCUUGGAUCUGUGUCUUUACUGAUUAGAAAAUAAAGUUUGCUGGUAGAAAAGAAAUCUAGUGCUUACCAAUUUCUUCCAAGAGCCAAGCAGAUCAGGCCUUGUUUUCCACGGCGCAACAGGUGACGCCAAUAACAGCCACGGAUUUACAAACCAUUAAACAAUUGUUAUCUCCAAGUUGGGUAACUCUUACAGCUGCUUAAAUGCGGUAUGGUACAAAUAUGAUGCCGAUGUUUCUUACUGUGUACCUCAGUAAUAAUGAACAGCAUUUUACAGAGGUGCCAGUUACUCCAGAAACCACAUGUAAAGAUGUGGUAGACUUGUGCAAAGAACCUGGAGAAACUGACUGCCAUCUGGCUGAAGUAUGGAGAGGAUCAGGCGGACAGAGACUUCAGGAUCAAAACACAAAGAGAAAUGGCAUGAAAGGACCUCGAGACAGAAGGAUGGAGAAUGGUGUUAGUAUUCCACGGAUGGAUAUGACUUUGUCUGAGUUGCAGGAAAUGGCUGCUCGACAGCAGCAACAGAUUGAAAUUCAGCAGCAGCAUUUAUCUACAAAGGAGCAGCGUCUGAGGUAUCUGAAGCAGCAAGAUCAACGUCAGCAAAAACAAGCUGCUGAGCAGGAAAAGCUAAAGCGACUUCGAGAAAUUGCUGAAAAUCAGGAAGCCAAACUGAAAAAAGUGAGAGCACUCAAAGGCCAAGUUGAGCAGAAACGACUUAGCAAUGGCAAACUUGUGGAAGAGAUUGAACAAAUGAACAGCUUAUUUCAACAAAAACAGAGAGAGCUCGUGUUGGCAGUGGCAAAAGUGGAUGAACUCUCUCGGCAGCUUGAAAUGCUGAAAAAUAGCAAGAUUGAAAGUUACCAUGACAACCAGUCUGCUGUAGUGGAACUUGAUCGACUUUACAAGGAGCUGCAGCUCAGAAACAAGUUAAACCAAGAACAGAAUGCAAAGUUACAGCACCAGAGGGAGUGCUUGAACAAACGCAAUGCAGAAGUAGCAGCUAUGGAUAAGCGUAUUGGUGAGUUGCGUGAUCGCCUUUGGAAAAAGAAAGCAGCUCUGCAGCAGAAGGAAAAUGUACCAAUUUUGUCUGAUGGGAAUGUACCUCACCAGAUCAUAUCAGCUGCAAGUCGAGUAGCAGCAGUGGGGCCAUAUAUUCAGUCCUCCACUGUACCACGAGUUCCAUCAAAAUCUGAACUUCUGGUGAAGCCUGCAUUUCCUGAUGGAGUGUCAUUGCUGCAGCUUUCUGAUGGCCCUUUGAAAACACAGACACUGCCCAACAUGAAACCUGUAGGAACUGUUCAGGCCAAAGCACCAAAUGGUACUGGAAUUCAGGCUUCUAAACCACCUCAAGCAGGACCUGAAGACUCAGCUGCUGAUUUGGAGAAAGUGAUUAGAGAGAAAGAUAAGAAAACACGACCAGUUUCAAUGUUUGAUUCUUUGGAUCCAGCCACAGGUUUGCCUUCCUUUGGAAUGUUGAGAAAGAACCAGAGCAAUGAGGACAUCUCGAAGGAGGUGCAGAGUACACAAAAGGUGAAAGUUCCACCACCUGUUCCUACCAAACCUAAGCAAGUUAACUUGUCUUACUUUGGACCAGAUGCAAGCCCUCAGAAGUCAUCAUCAGCUGCGGGUAGUAAACUAAAGCCAGCAACCCAGCAACAGUCUCAGAGCAGCUCUCAGCAUAGAGUCAGUGUAACUCCUGCUGUAGUAGGGUCAAAUGCAAACUCUUCAGCACCUUCCAAACAAGAAACUCCACCUGCUGCCACAGUACGACCUUUCACACCUCAGCCUGCAAAAGAGGUUCCAUCCCAGUCCUAUCGAAAGCCUCUGAUUGUUGCAGCUAGUUCUAUUUACUCAGUUUACACACAGCAGCAGACUCCAGGGAAGAAUUUUCAGCAAGCUGUGCAAAGUGCCUUAACCAGGGGACCGGCACGAAAUUCGCCACUACCAACAGUAUAUGGAAAGCCUGUUGUUCCUGGAGGUAACUCAUCUGGUGCUCCCACUGUGAAUUUACAAUCUGAGAAUAUUUAUGCUGAGAACCAUGACAAAUCUGACAGCCCUGAAAUUGAGACCGACUCUGCUACUGUUUCGACAGAGAAUCAGGAAACUGAAAGAAAUCCUCGACCUCUUAGCCCUACAAAACUGUUGCCUUUCCUUUCAGGUAGUUAUCGAAACCAGAGUGAUGCCGAUUUAGAGGCUUUAAGAAAGAAACUGGCUAAUGCACCAAGACCAUUGAAGAAACGCAGUUCAAUAACAGAACCAGAGGGGCCCAGUGGACCAAACAUCAAGAAGUUACUUUACCAAAAAACUACUUUGGCUGCCUUAGAGACAACAGGUUCAAAUCCAUUCUACCAACCCAAACAGCCUGCAUCUUCACUACAUGUUGAAAGUAGUGGCAUGACGGAAAGUCUACAAGAUCCAAGCACAGAAACAGAGAAUGAAACUGUACCUGAAGAAGAAAUUUCUCCUGUUUCACCUGACCAACCUCCUUCACCAAAAAAUGAAAAUAUCAGCUCAGAGGAACUAGCAGCAUCUGUAACUUCAUCAGAUCCUGAACCACUGCCUGGAAAAAUACUCGAGAAUGAACAGCCUUUGCUACCUGGCCCAGAAGGAGAGGAUUCUGAUGCCAUGCUUCCUUACAUAGAAGAGUAUCCACCAUAUCCUCCCCCACCGUACCCUAUUGCUGGGGAUUCUGAGAGCCUGGGAGAGGACACCUUUAACUUAAAUCCACCUGAAAUUACAGGACAGUUUUCACUGCCACCAGGAAAGAGAACUAAUUUGAGAAAAAAUGGAUCUGAAAGGAUUGGUCACGGAAUGAGAGUAAAAUUCAAUCCGCUUGCACUUCUCUUAGAUGCGUCUUUGGAAGGAGAAUAUGACCUUGUCCAGAGGGUCAUUUAUGAGGUGGAGGACCCCAGUAUGCCAAAUGAUGAAGGCAUUACAGCACUUCACAAUGCGGUAUGUGCUGGUCACACAGAGAUUGUUAAAUUCCUGGUACAGUUUGGUGUGAACGUCAAUGCAGCAGACAGUGAUGGAUGGACACCUUUACACUGUGCUGCAUCCUGUAAUAAUGUCCAAGUUUGUAAGUUUCUGGUAGAAUCAGGAGCCGCAGUGUUUGCCAUGACAUACAGCGACAUGCAGACUGCAGCUGAUAAGUGUGAAGAGAUGGAAGAAGGUUACAGUCAAUGUUCCCAGUUCUUAUAUGGUGUUCAAGAGAAGAUGGGCAUUAUGAACCGAGGAGUAGUUUAUGCUCUUUGGGACUAUGAGGUAGAGAAUGUGGAUGAACUUUCAUUUAAAGAAGGUGAAUGCAUGACUGUCAUCCAGAGGGAAGAUGAACUCGAGGUUGAGUGGUGGUGGGCCCAACUUCGUGAUAAAGAGGGAUAUGUGCCACGCAAUUUACUUGGGCAGCAGGCAUGGAAGGUUCCAGACUCCAUUGAGCCCAUCCCCAAGAGACCAGACAAGAUUCUUUCCACUCCAGAAGACAAGGAGUCUUGGGCUAAAGGAUCGGCUUUAGAUGCUGUGGUCGUAGUGGUAGUCUCUAAAAAGGAACUUGCUGUUCACCCUCCCAGUAGUGUGUCUCUGGCCAUGGACAAGUUUAGGAACGUUAGUGCUCCCUCAGGGUUUACCAGCCUGCGCAAUGACGUCAGCUCCCCCUACCAGCCUGUCGAAAUUGAGAUUCAAGGAGCUCACGCAUUACCAGCUGACCUGGCUGUUCAAAUGCGAGCAGGAGCAGCAACAAAUUGUUGCUGUAUAUUGCUGGAUCAGACACUGCUUGUGACUUAG
Molecule: messenger RNA, 3983 nt
Organism: Protopterus annectens (West African lungfish)
Lineage: Eukaryota; Metazoa; Chordata; Ceratodontiformes; Protopteridae
Gene: TP53BP2
Product: tumor protein p53 binding protein 2
Biological process (GO): regulation of apoptotic process; signal transduction
Cellular component (GO): nucleus
Molecular function (GO): p53 binding
Source: RefSeq, a predicted model, not a curated record